CGGGCUGGGAGGGCUCCCGCGCAGGGGCGGGAGGGCUCCCGCAGCUGACUGGCUCUCGAGCAGGGGGCCGCGGCGGCCGGGGUCGCCCAGCUAGAGCCACCGGCUACAGUUCAUCGCCCCCGCGAGGCGAGGCCACAGAAGUCGCGUUGGCCCUUCGCCAACUCCUGCCACCUCCACCGCAGAGGAACGACGGCCGACCACCGUCUCCGCCGCGCUCUCGAGGCGCGCGGCGUUCUUGGCCCCGUCCGGCCACCGUUGCUUUCUAUACAGCGGCGCCCCUGACCCGGAAGAGCAUUCUCCUUAGCAACUGCGGGACCGCGGCGGCGCCAGCCUCCCGGGAGCGACGCUAGUGACACCUGAGCCACUCAAGGCAGGAAGAACUCUGAGCUGAGCAGUGGAGGUCUCUCUGGAUCUGGAGAGAAGAGGUCACCUUGGAACCAGUAAUGAGCCAUCCUGACUGCAGGCUGAACUUCCGGCCCCUGGGGACCCCCAGAGGUGUGUCCUCUGUGGUUGGCCCACAUGGUGUUGGUGCUUCGCCAGGUGACAAAAAGGCAAAGAGCAAGUCCGUACGAGGGAAGAAAAAGAGCAUAUUUGAAACCUACAUGUCCAAGGAGGAUGUUUCAGAAGGCUUGAAGAGAGGAACACUUAUUCAGGGUGUAUUGAGAAUUAAUCCAAAGAAGUUUCACGAAGCCUUCAUUCCUUCCCCGGAUGGUGAUCGAGACAUUUUUAUUGAUGGUGUUGUUGCUCGUAAUAGAGCCUUGAAUGGGGAUCUGGUGGUCGUGAAGCUGCUUCCAGAAGAGCAGUGGAAGGUAAUUAAACCAGAGAGCAAUGACAAAGAAACAGAAGGUACCGAUGAAUUAGAUCUCCCUGAAGAGCUCUGUGGAAGCCAUCUCCCGCAGCAGUCCGUGAAAGGCUAUAAUGACAGUCCUGAUGUCAUUAUAGAGGCUCAGUUUGAUGACAGCGACUCAGAAGAUGGACAUGGCAACACACAGAAUGUUCUGGUUGAUGGUGUUCAGAAACUCUCAGUUUGUGUUCAUGACAAAGGAAAAGAAGAUGCCGAUGCCCCCGUCACAAAAGAUGAGAGCACCUCCAUGUCACAGGACACAAGAGUUUUAUCAGAGAAGUCUCUGCAAAGAUCAGCAAAGGUGGUUUACAUCUUGGACAAAAAACAUUCCCGAGCAGCAACGGGCUUUCUCAAACUCUUGGCUGAUAAGAACAGUGAACUGUUUAGGAAAUAUGCCCUGUUUUCUCCCUCGGACCACCGAGUGCCUAGAAUUUAUGUGCCUCUCAAGGACUGUCCCCAGGACUUUGUGACCCGGCCUAAAGAUUAUGCCAACACACUGUUCAUCUGCCGCAUCGUGGACUGGAAGGAGGACAGCAAUUUUGCCCUGGGGCAUCUGGCUAAGAGUCUUGGGCAGGCUGGUGAAAUUGAGCCUGAAACAGAAGGAAUACUAACAGAGUAUGGUGUGGAUUUCUCUGAUUUUUCUUCAGAAGUUCUAGACUGUCUUCCUCAAGGUCUGCCCUGGACAAUCCCACCAGAGGAAUUCAGCAAGAGAAGAGAUUUAAGGAAAGACUGUAUCUUCACCAUUGACCCAUCUACUGCCCGCGACCUCGAUGAUGCCCUCUCCUGCAAGCCGCUUGCUGACGGCAACUUCGAAGUGGGGGUUCACAUUGCUGACGUCAGUUACUUUGUUCCUGAGGGAUCCCCUCUGGAUAAAGUAGCUGCUGAGAGAGCCACGAGUGUCUACUUGGUUCAGAAGGUUGUCCCCAUGCUUCCCAGGCUGCUGUGUGAGGAGCUGUGCAGCCUCCAUCCCAUGACAGACAAGCUGACCUUCUCUGUGAUCUGGACACUCACCCCAGAGGGCAAGAUCCUUGGUGAAUGGUUUGGUCGGACCAUCAUUCGCUCCUGCACCAAACUGAGCUACGAGCACGCACAGAGCAUGAUUGAAAGCCCGACUAAGAAAAUCCCUGAGAAGGAGCUGCCCCCCAUCUCCCCGGAGCACACCAGCGAGGAGGUACACCAGGCCGUCUUGAAUCUCCACGGAAUUGCAAAGGAGUUACGCAAACAGCGGUUUGUGGACGGCGCGCUGCGUUUGGAUCAACUAAAACUUGCUUUCACUCUGGAUCACGAGACUGGAUUGCCUCAAGGAUGUCACAUCUACGAGUACCGUGACAGCAACAAGCUCGUGGAGGAGUUCAUGCUCUUGGCCAACAUGGCAGUGGCCCACAAGACCUACCGCGCCUUCCCUGAGCGUGCCCUGCUGCGCCGGCACCCCCCGCCCCAGACCAAGAUGCUCAAUGACCUCAUGGAAUUCUGUGACCAGAUGGGGCUGCCCAUGGACUUCAGCUCUGCCGGGGCCCUCAACAAAAGUCUGACCAAAACAUUUGGAGAUGACAAGUACUCACUGGCCCGGAAGGAGGUGCUCACCAACAUGUGCUCCCGGCCCAUGCAGAUGGCACUGUACUUCUGCUCGGGGACGCUGCGGGACCAGGCACAGUUCCGGCACUAUGCCCUCAACGUACCACUCUACACCCACUUCACCUCCCCCAUCCGCCGCUUUGCUGACGUCCUGGUGCACCGCCUCCUGGCCGCCACUCUUGGCUACAGGGAGCUGCCGGACCUGGAACCCGACGCCCUGCAAAAGCAGGCCGACCACUGCAAUGACCGCCGCAUGGCGUCCAAGCGCGUACAGGAGCUCAGCACCGGCCUCUUCUUUGCCAUCCUCGUGAAGGAAAGUGGCCCCCUGGAGUCAGAAGCCAUGGUGCUAGGCGUCCUGAACCAAGCCUUCGACGUGCUGGUGCUGCGCUACGGGGUGCAGAAGCGUGUCUACUGUAAUGCGCUGCCCCUGCGGUCCCACCACUUCCAAAGGGUGGGCAAGAAGCCGGAGCUCACGCUUGUCUGGGAGCCUGAGGACCUAGAGCAGGAGCCGGUGCAGCAGGUCGUGACCAUCUUCAGCCUGGUGGAGGUGGUGCUGCGGGCGGAGACCUCGGCCCUCAAGUACAGUGCCACCCUGAAGCGGCCGGGCCCCGAGGGCCCCCCGGGCCCGCAGGAGGCGGAGGAAGCGUGACGGUGACGACGGCGGCGGCCUCCAGCCCAGCCGCACCCCACCCACACGACGGCCCCACCCGCUGGCUUUUAGGAAUAGGACCUUUUGGCACCAAAGGGGACUUUUAAUUUGGUUUUUAACAACUCAGGGUUUUUGUUUUUAUUUCUUCGUUUUGUUUUAUUUUUGCAGCUCAGUUUUUAAACAAAUUGUGGAGAGGAGAGGGUGGGGCCGGACGGAAGGCUGAGGCCUGGCUGGUGCUUAACCAGAGCAGAACAGGACCCGGUCCUCCCGGGAGGCCAGCCCCUCUUCUGCCUGCCCACCCACUGCCUUCCCCUGCCCAGGAAGCCGGGGGUUUUCAGCAAAUCAGUGUCAUGGAAUAAAAUCAGGUGUGAAUUGCG
Neofelis nebulosa (Clouded leopard) is the source of this 3445-nucleotide messenger RNA. It is a transcript of the gene DIS3L2, whose product is annotated as DIS3 like 3'-5' exoribonuclease 2. Gene Ontology annotation, biological process: miRNA catabolic process. The coding region runs from base 444 to 3068 and encodes 874 amino acids. Gene Ontology annotation, molecular function: 3'-5'-RNA exonuclease activity; RNA binding. The record is from RefSeq and is a predicted model, not a curated record. Gene Ontology annotation, cellular component: P-body; exosome (RNase complex). The transcript has 21 exons. NCBI's taxonomy places the organism in Eukaryota, Metazoa, Chordata, Mammalia, Carnivora, Felidae.